This is a messenger RNA of Helobdella robusta, 2859 nucleotides long. RefSeq lists its product as hypothetical. The record is from RefSeq and is a predicted model, not a curated record. Bases 1 to 2859 code for a protein of 952 amino acids. Gene Ontology annotation, molecular function: G protein-coupled receptor activity. Gene Ontology annotation, cellular component: membrane. Gene Ontology annotation, biological process: G protein-coupled receptor signaling pathway. NCBI's taxonomy places the organism in Eukaryota, Metazoa, Annelida, Clitellata, Rhynchobdellida, Glossiphoniidae. The transcript is spliced from 4 exons.
AUGUCACAAUACGUGGUGGACCUUGUGAACGAAGCCAUCAACGAAAGUAACUAUCGCAGCCACCCCUACGACAAGUACAACCACCGAUUCUACCAUUCGAAACUUGACUGGUACCACAUCGUUUGGCCACUGUUGUUCCUCACAGGCCUUAUCGGGAAUGCGCUCUCAGUAGCUGUUUUCAGCCGACGAGCGAUGCGAACCGGUCCGUCGUCAGUUUACUUACUGACGCUGGCUGUCAGUGACUCUCUAGUUUUGUUGUUCAGCUGUUUGAAAAGCUGGGUAGCAAUGGUUUUUGGCGUAGAGUUGAUGCACUACAGUUUGCAGUUCUGUCGCUUCUUUCGUUACUGCUUCUACACGUCUUCGCAUUUGUCGGCCUGGUUAGUUGUGCUGGUAACCACUGAACGGCUCUUGGUGGUCUUCUGGCCGCUACGAACCAACAGCUGGUGGUUGGUGAAGAAGCCUGGAUGGACGACACUAAUUCUUGUGACCACCAUCGCCACUGCCAACGUUAACGUGGCGCUGAAUUCAAAAUACUCCGCAUUCAAAGUUCCCAACGAUUUGAAAUUCCUGAAUGAUAUUAGCAUUCAGAUUGACAAGCUCAAUGCAACUUAUCUAUCGAAAUUUUUGGAAAAUGCCCUAGAGCCAUACUUUGAUAAAGAUGAUGACGUCAACGAUGACACCAACGACUACAUCAACCAUGAAAUCGAAUGCAACAUUGAGAGAUUAAGUGCUAAGCAUUUUCAAAUUGAAGAAAAAAAUAUACUGAGAAACAACCGCAGCAAAACGUCUGAAAAAUGUUUUCUAAACCACAACAACAACAACAACUUCAACAACAACUUCAACAACAACAGCAAGAAGAGUUACAACCCAAGCAACUUGGAAAUGUUGAAAUUGUUGUACGCAUCACUGAUGCACAGCCAGCAUCAUAAUCAUCACCACUAUCAUAAUCAUCACCACUAUCAUAAUCAUCACCAACGUCAUAAUCACCUUCAUCAUUAUCACAACGUCACAUCACUUUUCGACUAUUACGACUACCACAAAAUCUGCACCGACGAAAGACACGGCUUCGCGGCCGAGUUCAACAUCGUCGUCUACUCCAUCCUUCCAUCAUUGAUCGUCCUCAUCUUCAAUCUCGCCAUCAUCAAAGCCAUUUUUGCAGUCACUUCUCUUGCGUUUUUUCAUCGCAUCAGUGGCAAUGCAAACGAAAUUGGUGGUGAUGGUGCUGCAGCUGCUGGAGGUGGAGGUGGUCAAUGUCGCCAUGUCGGCCGAACAUGUGAACAAAUGCGUAUGCGCCGAGUAAGUGAGAUUCAUCAUAGCGUUAAGAACGAGUGUCAUCUGCAAUGUCAUAACGAGAAGAACGGAAUCAACAACAACAACAACAGAAGCAGCAACAACAACAAUAGCAGCAGUGGCAACAACAACAGUAACAGUAACAACAGUAACAGUAACAACAAUGCGGAUAAUAAUGGUAGUAACAACAAUGGUAACAAUGAUAUCAACAUAAAUCAUUAUAACAGCAGCGCCAGUAGUAGCAGUAGUAGCGCAAACAACAACUUCAACUACAACGACGACAAAAACGCUAUUGAGGAAAAAAAUGUAGCUCAAAAUUUAUUCUCAAUUUCGAUAAAAAAAUGUAAGCUAGACAGCAGCAGUAACAGCAACAAAAAUAGUAGCAGUAGUGGGAGCAGCUGCCAAAGCAACCAUAGCAACAGCAAUCCAGCCUGCAGUCGGUGUGGUUGCGAGGACAGCUUCAAAGUCGGUUCAAAGAUUGGUUUGGUUCUGACAAAAAUUAAAGAACCGUUUAAUUUGAAAAACAGAAGUGGCACCAACAACUCAGUCAGCAACAACGUCGAUGAGAGGAUCUUUAAAUCCAAACUUUCUCAGCAGGAACCUCUCUCAAGCUGGAAAUCAUUUUCUGUUUUUCAGCUUAAACAAAAGCCGCAAAUAAAAAAUCAACAACAAGCACAACAACAACAACAACAAACACAACUACCACAAAUACAACAUGGCUACGAAAACAAAGUAGUUGCCGACGUUUCGCCUUGCAAAAUAUCAAAGCUUAAAUCAACAUCUGGUUUCAAAUGUUCUAACAACAACAACAAUAAAAUUACUUUAAACAUCAACCUUAACGACAACACUAACUAUAGACAACAUCAGUUCAGCGAUAAAACCCAUUAUUACAGCAACAACAUUUUCAACAAAAGACAAAACAAUUGUCAGAGCAAGAAAAAUAAUUUAAUCUAUAAGGGUAUUGGACCAGUUGGAAACCACAUACCGACGCAUCAAAAUAUAAACAAGGCAAAUCUUCAGCUCAACAACAGCACUCCAAUCACAACCACCACUAACAACAACAACUUGAACAUCCGACCGAUAAAAAGCUCGUUACUGCCGCCACAAUCAUCGCGAACUCAGCGUCAACAUCGACCACGAGUGGCGUUCGCCUGCGACAAUAAAUCAGCACGCAGCAACCCGUUCCGUCAGACGACUUACUGCAGGAGACUACGCGAGAACAGUCAGCGAAAACUGACCAUCACCUUGCUGGCAGUCUCCUUCCUCUGGCUGCUGCUCUCCCUGCCCUACUCUCUCGCUGAUGUUUACAUGGGAGGCAGGCCUCAAAAGAGGUCAACACGGAUCGCGACCUUCACCUUGCUCUACGUGAACCACGCCAUCAACUUCUACAUCUACUGCCUACUCCGCAAGAAGUUCAGAGUGGAGUUGAAAAGCGUACAUGAAUACGCGUGCAAACCACGCAUCAUGCACAUCUCAUAUGAUAGGCGGGGAUCUCUUUGUAUUCGAACCCAGUCACUGCUGCAGCAAGAUCAGGCGCCUUUAACCAUUGAGCCAUCACGCCGAUGGUGA